This is a messenger RNA of Arabidopsis lyrata subsp. lyrata, 1695 nucleotides long. RefSeq names its product chloroplastic group IIB intron splicing facilitator CRS2-A, chloroplastic. Gene Ontology annotation, molecular function: peptidyl-tRNA hydrolase activity. The record is from RefSeq and is a predicted model, not a curated record. Lineage: Eukaryota; Viridiplantae; Streptophyta; Magnoliopsida; Brassicales; Brassicaceae. Bases 796 to 1533 code for a protein of 245 amino acids. The transcript has 9 exons.
AUUAACCACCCCCAAUCAGCCAUAGAGCGAUUGGUAUCCUCCUCCUUUUUGCCGAUAUCCAAUCCAAUCGAAAGUAGCAUCGAAAUCUGUCGGAUUUAUGAAAAUUGCUUCACAAUUUCUCCGAAAAGCACCAACGUCGGGGAAGCUCUACCACCAGCUACACCCAAUUUGAUGUAGACUUGAAUCCAUCUUUGCUCAUGCGUGAGUCUUGAGCAAAAGGAGAGUGACGAAGAUAAUAUUUCUCGAAUAAUUGGAGAAACGGAGAGAAUUUGGAAGAAAACGGAAACAUCGAUGGUCAAAGGUAAAGAUGGAAAGAGAUCGAAGAUUGCUAUAAACGAGACAGAACUGGACUUAGCCGGUAACAAAAAUCCGACACAAAGUCACAAUUUAUUGAAAUUGUAUAAAGACGAUAAUAUACACGGAUCUGGUCAAAACCGGAAAUAAACUGAUACUAAACUCUCUGAUUGUCCCUAAAACAUAUGAGAUCUUUAAGAGAGAGAGAUCCAAAAAUCCUUCUGAUCAGUGAGACUUACAAAGCCAUUGAAUAUCUUUACCCAAUGAAUAUAUUUAUAAACAUAAAACUCAAUUCCUCUACUUUUACAUCUUAAAAAAAAAACAGAAAAAACAAUAACAAAAGAGUAUCAGUGAGACUGAGAAAGUCAUUGUCGCAUGUACUUAUCCUCCUCUCUUAAGGCUUCGUUUCGAAUUCUUCAAUCAAUCCUUUGUAAAUCCUCAAAUUCUCCGCAAAGUUCUUCUCUUUACUCAUAAGAGUUCAUCAGAACCUCGUCGUCAUUAAUGGUUACAGCGAUGUUUUGUUCAUCAUCUCCUCCAAUUACAUCUCUUCUCUACCCAAAAGCUCAAAAAAAACCGAAUUCAAAGAGAUUUUCCUCUCUGCGUGCUUCAUUACCUGUUUCUGAUAACAAGCUUAAAGUUGAAUACACACCAUGGCUUAUCGUUGGACUUGGUAACCCUGGAUUCAAGUAUUACGGAACAAGGCAUAAUAUUGGUUUUGAGAUGAUUGAUCAUAUAGCUCGAGCAACGGAGAUUUCUAUGAACACUAUACAGUCCAAGGCUUUAGUUGGGAUAGGCUCUGUUGGAGAAGUGCCGAUUUUGUUGGUUAAACCUCAAGCUUACAUGAAUUUCAGCGGUGAAUCGGUUGGGCCGUUAGCAGCUUACUAUCAAAUACCAUUACGCCACAUUCUGAUGAUAUAUGAUGACAUGGGUUUGCCUAAUGGUGUCUUGAGGCUUCAACCAAAAGGAGGUCAUAGCCAACAUAAUGGAUUGAAGAAUGUGACAGAACAUUUAAAUGGUUGUCGCGGCUAUCCCCGCUUAUCAAUCGGAAUUGGAAAUCCACCAGGUAACAUGGACAUGAAGGCGUUUCUUCUCCAGAAAUUCAGCCCCUUGGAGCGCAAACAGAUCGAUGCGGGACUGGAACAAGGUGUUGAAGGUGUGAAGACACUCGUUGAAGAGGGAUUUAGUGACUCAAUAUCUCGAUUCAAUUUGGGGCAGAAAUACAAGUUUCACACAGUUUGAGUCCUUCACAUUUGCCUCAUCGUGAUACCUGUCACAGUAACAGUAGUCACACCCAUAGUCCAACAUUGUUCUUAUGCUUUAGUCUUUGUCUAGCUGAUAGGUAAUAUUGUAACUUUUAGAUUCUCUAAGAUCAAUUUUAUUGAUUUAUAUUUUGUUAUGUGA